AUUGAAAGAAGUACAAUAACGUACCAUAUGUUUUUUUUACUUGAAUAAAAAAACAAUGGUUCACUUCAUGUAAUUGUUCCAAGCAGAAGGCAAGUCAAGAGAAAUGUGGACAAUAUUCUGGCUAGGGGUUUUGUUCCAAGGAGCAAUAUCGUAUGAUAAAGAUGAUAUUAAAAGAACAAAUAUACAUCAGUCAUAUGCUUUUGACAGCGACAGCAAUUCUCGUCACAAAGGACCAAAUAAUCAAAUACAAAGAAAACAGUGGAAUGAUUCUGGAGUGAAAGUUACAAAACAAGCAAUAAUUUAUCAUGGAUUUUUUUUCAGAAACCUGUGUGGAAAAGAUCGUUUUUACCAUGAGUUUAAUGUUUGUAAGAGGAAUAAUACGGCAGUUAUUAAUUGCUUGACAUUGCUUUCUGAAAGAGGUCUGCUAGGUAGACGAGAAAUUUUGAUCAACGGUGUUCAUGGAUUAGGUAUUAGAUUUCUAACUGGUGGUUUGGUGUAUGCAAGUGUGUAUUAUGAAAUCAAGCCAGGAUGUAAAAAAAGUCAAUUAAUACGUCGAAUGAAAUCUUGUAUACACAAAAAUGGACAAACAAGUGUUUGUUUGACCAAACUGCGACAACAAGGAAUAAUAGGACCAGGAGAAAUAUUCAGACGCCUAGUAGUAUAUAAAAUUAAAAAGGUGAAAGGGACCAAGCUUAGAACUAAAGGUCAUUUGAAAGCAGCUAUCAAACAUCAUAGGCGACCUAUCAGUUUGAAGUUUAAGAAUGGAAGACUAAUUCAAGGAGGGAAAGAAUACCGUCUACGAUGCACACGAAGACAUUUUUUCCGUGUCUGGCGACGUUGUAUACAUCGAUAUCAUCAGAAAAAUGUAUGUUUUCGGCGGUUGAAGAUUUUGAAAAUAUUCAUACCGUAUCAAGAAGGUUACUAUGGUGACGAAGAGCAUAUUGAUCACAAAAUAAAAUCAGUGGAUGAAUAUCUUCGUCAACUCGCCAAGCUCGCCUUGCGUCAUGCCAAGAAAAAAGCUAACAGUAAUACUAUUUACAGUAAUUCAAUGUCUUCUGAUGGGUCAAAAGUACAUAGAACAUAUGUAAAAGCUACGAAGAAAACAAACAUAAAACAACGUUUAAAUGUUGUUAAACACACGGUUGAUAAAAUCUCAAAGGAAAGUGGUGAGAACCAUGGAUAUGAGAGCAGUGGGGAAUAAGGUGGCUGGAAAUAAGGAAUACAGACCAAGCUUAAACAUCAAAUUAAUUUCUGUCUUUUCGACAUGUAACUAUAU
Molecule: messenger RNA, 1276 nt
Organism: Mytilus trossulus (common blue mussel)
Lineage: Eukaryota; Metazoa; Mollusca; Bivalvia; Mytilida; Mytilidae
Exons: 6
Coding region: 104-1201 (365 amino acids)
Source: RefSeq, a predicted model, not a curated record